AUGGAGAAGUUCAGUGGAGAAGUGGUGAUCAUUACAGUUGGAGAUCUAUCAAAGUUUGAAGGAUUGAAACCCGUGAUUGAUAUAACAGUUAGCAAGUUUUCCAUCCAAUUUCCAAUUGAUAUCUUGAUAAACAACGCGGGUCGCCUGGAACAUUGUCCAAUUUCUGAACUCCAGCUUGAUUUAUUUAAAGAUUUGUUUGCAAUUCUUGUUCGUGCACCUGUUUUUCUUUGUAAAUAUGCAUUGCCUCACCUUAAAGAGACAAAAGGUUGCGUGGUCAAUGUGUCAAGUACAGCAAGUCUCAAAACAUUUCCUUUGACAUUCAAUGUGUCGUAUGAAAUGUUUAAGGCAGCGUUAGACAAUUUCACAAGAGGAUUUUCAGCAGAAUGUGCUUCAUAUGGCGUUCGUGUUAACAGCAUCAAUCCAGGUGUUGUGAAAACGAGACUUGUUGAAAAUUCAAAAUACACAAAAGAGCAAUUUGAGAAGAUUAUGGAAAAUUUCAGUAAAAUUCACAAGCUUGGAUUUAUGAAACCAGAAACUAUAGCUGAUGGAAUAGUAUUUUUAUGUUCUUCGUCUCAUAUUACUGGUAUAAUGAUGCCGGUAGACUCCGGAUCUUUGAACGCUUGAAACUAACUCAUUUUCAAGUAGCAAAUAAAUACAUACCAUGUAUUAAAUAAAAUAAUAAUUCCCAGUUUGUCUGCUUUUUACCAAGUUAGAACGACAUUCUGUGUUUUAUAUCAGCAGGAACUUUCUCUACUGAU
Messenger RNA from Styela clava, 758 nucleotides. NCBI's taxonomy places the organism in Eukaryota, Metazoa, Chordata, Ascidiacea, Stolidobranchia, Styelidae. The record is from RefSeq and is a predicted model, not a curated record.